This is a messenger RNA of Drosophila gunungcola (fruit fly), 2493 nucleotides long. RefSeq names its product octopamine receptor beta-1R (gene Octbeta1R). The coding region runs from base 327 to 1868 and encodes 513 amino acids. Gene Ontology annotation, biological process: adenylate cyclase-activating adrenergic receptor signaling pathway. Lineage: Eukaryota; Metazoa; Arthropoda; Insecta; Diptera; Drosophilidae. The transcript is spliced from 8 exons. Gene Ontology annotation, cellular component: membrane. The record is from RefSeq and is a predicted model, not a curated record. Gene Ontology annotation, molecular function: adrenergic receptor activity; octopamine receptor activity.
UCCUUUGCUGCUGUCGGUUGUGUUCGCGCUCCGGUGACUGUUGUGAAUAUCCUGAAUAUCCUGCCUGAAUCAGGGACCUCGUCGACUUCCACCGAUCCACCUGGGGCACAGCACACACCUGUGCGCUAUCAUCUCCACCUCCACGGGCGAGUAACGACUUGGCAAACGAUUGGCAAUAAUAGCAGUCAUCAGAAGAAGGAGUCCAAAGACCAAAUGUCGGGCAACAUGUCGUCCUCACUAAGAGUCCUUUUUUGUGGCAUUAGGGCAACAUUUGGAGGGGCCAACUAAUCGCACACUCUUCUCGCGCACCGCUUGUGGUCAUCGCCAUGACGCUUCUGCAGAGACUGCAGGCCAUGUCGGCCACCACGACCAGGACGAUGCUGGAGGGCAGCAUUAGCAUUGGCGGGAUGAAGGAGCCACUGGCAACGGGACACCAACUGCCCGUUCUGGAGGAGUCCGCCUCGCAUGCCCGUUAUCUAAAGUUCAUUGCCGACGGACUCAUCGACGAGGGAAUGGGCGGCAGUGCUGUGGGCAGCGGGAGCAGCAUCGCCGUGUCCGUGGAAGAUGUGGUCGCCGGCCAGGCACAGGACAUGGACAUCCAGGCGGGCGAGGCAUCCCUAUCCACCGACGACGCCGACGGCAGCAGCCAUUUGGCAUUAGUCUUCGUCAAGUGUUUCAUUAUUGGUUUCAUCAUACUGGCCGCCAUCCUGGGCAACAUGCUGGUGAUUGUGUCCGUCAUGCGGCACCGGAAAUUGCGCAUCAUUACCAACUACUUUGUGGUCUCGCUGGCCGUCGCCGACAUGCUGGUGGCCCUCUGUGCGAUGACAUUUAAUGCUUCCGUCAUGAUCUCGGGCAAGUGGAUGUUCGGAUCCGUGAUGUGCGACGUGUGGAACAGCUUCGACGUCUACUUCUCCACCGCCAGCAUCAUGCACCUCUGCUGCAUAUCCGUCGACAGAUACUACGCCAUCGUCCAGCCGCUGGACUAUCCGUUGAUCAUGACGCAGCGGCGGGUGUUCAUCAUGCUGCUGAUGGUCUGGCUGUCGCCGGCCCUCCUCUCGUUCCUGCCCAUCUGCUCAGGGUGGUACACAACGACCGAGAACUACAAGUAUCUCAAAUCGAAUCCGCAUAUAUGCGAGUUCAAAGUGAACAAGGCUUAUGCCAUAGUCAGCUCGUCGAUGAGCUUCUGGAUCCCCGGCAUUGUGAUGCUGUCGAUGUACUACCGCAUUUACCAGGAGGCCGACCGGCAAGAGCGCCUGGUCUACAGAUCCAAGGUGGCCGCCCUGCUGCUGGAGAAGCAUCUGCAGAUUAGCCAGAUUCCCAAGCCGCGCCCGAGCAUCCAGGUGGAGCAGUCGACCAUCUCGACGAUGCGGCGGGAGCGGAAGGCCGCCCGCACCCUGGGCAUCAUCAUGAGCGCCUUCCUCAUCUGCUGGCUGCCGUUCUUCCUCUGGUAUAUCGUAUCCUCGCUGUGCGAUAGUUGCAUCACUCCGCGCCUCCUCGUCGGCAUCCUGUUUUGGAUCGGCUACUUCAACUCGGCCCUGAACCCCAUUAUUUAUGCAUACUUCAAUCGCGACUUUAGGGCCGCCUUCAAGAAGACCCUCAAGAGCCUCUUUCCCUACGCCUUCUACUUUUGCCGCCGCGGGAGGGGGCGGGAUGACGACCGGGACCUGGAGUUCGGCAAUCCCAGCCGUAGGGGCACCAAUGGCAACCAGCGGGCCGGAUCCGGAUCCGCCGAGCUGGCCAACUGCGUCAACUCCACAGCCUCGUCGGAGAUUCACAUGAGCGUGAUGCGAGCCCGCCAGUAUGCCGUCAAUGUCACGCCCACCACGGACGCCCAAAUGCAGCAGCUGCAUCCCCUCUACACCAACUAGACCAGCAUGGCGUAUACUUGAUUUCAGCCCCAGUGCUCCACGAAGUUGAUGAUGAUGAUGAUGAUGAUGUUGAUGAUGAUGACGAUUUCUGUAGAUGACAUCUCCAAAUGUUCCCCAACAAGCACCAGAUUGCCAGCUUACAAAUAAAUUACUCGAUUACUCGACAAAAACCUUCCUCAAGAUCAGGGCUGAAAAAGAAUUUAGCCACAAAAAAUAGCUACAGCAACAGCAACAGCAACAAUACGACAAUCCCACAGAUUAAAGAAAGCCUUCAAUAAAACAGCAAAUUGACGUGCAAAAUGAAUUGAAAUAUAAAUAAAAACAUUUCGACAUAAAUAUUUACCUGUCAUGGAGUCAUGAAUUUCAUAUAGAGAUGUUUAUAAGUGCGCAUGCAAAAAUAGAUAUACGAAUUGAAUGUUUGAUAUACGUAUAUAAAAAAGAUAGAUGUUGGCCCACAAAAAAAGGUGCAGUAUGCAUUGAUUACAGUAAUACUCGAAAAAAAAUAAAUAAAACCUGAGAAAUAGUGUAAGUUGAGAAGUUCUUAUGAUUGCAUUUUAUUUUUUCUCUCUGUAUAUAUUUUAUGAAAAUUAAUUUGAGGAAUAAUUAAAUUUUUUAAAUUGAAAUA